Molecule: messenger RNA, 837 nt
Organism: Lizanozyma spartinae
Lineage: Eukaryota; Fungi; Ascomycota; Pichiomycetes; Serinales; Debaryomycetaceae
Product: endonuclease/exonuclease/phosphatase family protein
Exons: 1
Coding region: 1-837 (278 amino acids)
Molecular function (GO): 3'-5'-RNA exonuclease activity
Source: RefSeq, a predicted model, not a curated record
AUGACUAAUAAACUUUUGAAACCCUCUUGUUCCCUUAAGGUAAGGGUUUAUACCAAUAAUGUUCGAUUUGAUAAUCGCAAUCACCCCGAUAAAGGAGAAUUACCUUGGGCUCUGCGAAAGGUAGGUGUGACUGGAUCCAUUAAAUUUAAUGCGUACCCGGGACUAGCCAACGUUGUUAAUUUGCAGGAAGUUCUUCAUAAUCAAUUGAAUGAUAUAAUCGAAGAAUUGGGUCCAGAAUGGGCAUUUUAUGGGGUAGGGAGAACUGACGGGAAAACAAAGGGAGAGUAUUCUCCCAUUUUUUAUAAGAAGAGAGAAUGGAAAUUAUUAGAAUCAAAAACAAUUUGGCUAAGUGAAACUCCUGAUGUCCCAGGAAGUAAGAGUUGGGAUGCUGCAUUAGAAAGAAUAUGCACCAUUGUCGUCUUGGAAAACAGAACGUUCCCAAACUUGAAGAUAAAGUUUUUGAACACCCACUUUGAUCAUCAGGGAGUUAUUGCUAGAAGAGAAUCUGCCAAGAUAAUUGCUGGUGAAAUGAAGAAUGAAACGCUUCCUGCAAUUUUGAGUGGUGACUUCAAUACUCAGCCAAUUGAUGAGCCAUAUCUGAUUUUAAAAGGUGCUGGUUUCAAAGACAGUAGGGUUGCGGCAUCGGAUAUUUAUGGGUUUCAUGGUGGAACAUUCACAGGGUUUGAUAAAGAGAAAAUCCCAAGCAUGAUCAUUGAUUAUGUGUGGUCUAACAAUUUCUCUCCCACGAAUUAUGGAGUUCUUGAAAACAAUUUUGGUGAAUUCUUCUCAGAUCAUCGACCAGUAGUAGCCGAUUUUAGUAUCAAAAGUGAUGAUUAA